GGUCUACGCAUAUUCAGUGCUUAAAGCAGGAAAAAAAGUGCAGAGAUCGAGCACCUCGGUCCUCAGUUGGUUUCUUUGCGAGUUUGCAUGCGCCGUGCGGGUAGGGUUCCUUUCUUGUUCUUCCACAAUGCAACUGGGAAAAUUUAUAAGCAAUAGUCAAGCAAGUUAAAUACGGUAGGGUUCCUUUCGUGUGCGUGUACCGAUUGAUGGAAGUUGCAGAGAUUUUUGAGUCCUACUAGAGGUCUUCUUAUUCGUCUGCUCGUCUACAACAACGAUGUCUACCUUGGAAAUCGAAGCUCGAGAUGUCAUUAAGAUUGUGCUUCAGUUUUGCAAAGAAAACUCCUUGCACCAAACAUUUCAAACAUUACAGAGUGAGUGCCAGGUCUCUUUGAAUACAGUAGACAGCCUUGAAACAUUUGUUGCUGACAUCAAUAGUGGAAGGUGGGAUGCAAUCUUGCCUCAAGUGGCACAGCUUAAGCUUCCUAGGAAGAAGCUGGAGGACUUGUAUGAACAGAUUGUUUUGGAAAUGAUUGAGCUUAGAGAGUUGGAUACAGCACGUGCUAUAUUAAGGCAAACUCAAGCCAUGGGUGUCAUGAAACAGGAGCAGCCUGAAAGAUAUUUGCGGCUUGAGCAUCUCCUAGUCCGUACUUACUUUGACCCACAUGAGGCUUAUCAAGAUUCAACGAAGGAGAAGCGUCGUGCCCAAAUUGCUCAAGCUCUUGCUGCUGAAGUUACUGUGGUGCCACCAUCGCGAUUAAUGGCUUUGAUUGGUCAGGCUCUAAAGUGGCAGCAGCAUCAAGGUUUACUGCCCCCAGGAACACAGUUUGACUUGUUUCGAGGAACAGCUGCAAUGAAACAGGAUGAAGAUGAUAUGUACCCAACAACUCUUGCACACACUAUAAAGUUUGGAAAGAAAAGUCAUCCAGAAUGUGCUCGUUUUUCCCCAGACGGGCAAUUUCUUGUUUCUUGUUCUGUUGAUGGAUUUAUUGAGGUUUGGGACCAAAUAAGUGGAAAGCUCAAGAAGGAUCUUCAGUACCAGGCUGACGAUGCUUUUAUGAUGCAUGAUGAUGCUGUCCUUUGUGUAGAUUUUAGUAGAGAUUCUGAAAUGCUUGCAUCUGGAUCACAAGAUGGAAAAAUUAAAGUUUGGCGUUUGAGGACAGGCCAAUGUUUGCGUCGUCUUGAACGUGCACAUUCUCAGGGUGUUACAAGUCUUGUCUUCUCUCGAGAUGGAAGCCAAAUAUUAAGCUCUUCUUUUGACAGUACUGCAAGAAUUCAUGGCCUCAAGUCUGGAAAGUUGUUAAAAGAAUUUCGUGGACACACAUCUUAUGUGAACGAUGCUAUCUUUACAAAUGAUGGAAGUCGUAUUAUUACUGCCUCCAGUGAUUGCACUGUCAAGGUCUGGGACAUGAAGACCACAGAUUGUUUACAGACAUUCAAGCCCCCUCCUCCUUUGAGGGGAGGUGAUGCAUCUGUCAACUCUGUUCAUCUUUUCCCAAAAAAUACAGAUCAUAUCAUAGUUUGUAACAAGACAUCAUCAAUAUACCUCAUGACUCUCCAAGGGCAGGUAGUCAAGAGCUUCUCAUCUGGUAAAAGAGAGGGUGGAGACUUUGUUGCAGCCUGUGUAUCGCCGAAAGGAGAAUGGAUUUACUGUGUUGGGGAAGAUAGGAACAUGUAUUGCUUCAGCCACCAGUCUGGUAAACUGGAGCAUCUAAUGAAGGUACAUGAAAAAGAUGUCAUUGGUGUCACUCACCAUCCUCACCGGAAUGUGGUGGUUACAUACGGUGAAGACUGCACAAUGAAGAUUUGGAAACCGUGAAUUUUGUUUCCAUCGGAUUUCCCCACCCUCUUUGCAAAACGAGCUUUAAGCUAUUUUGUACUAUUUCUCAUUGGCAUCAUAGUACGGCUCUCUUUAUGAAUGAAGAGUUGACUGUAAUUCUUUUUGUUUUGAAACCCAAGGAAGUGUAUUUAUAUGGCUACUGAAUUUGUAAAAAAUGUAACAUCCAAAAAGGGGAAAAAAAGAACUUUGUAGGGAAUGAGAGUCAAA
Nelumbo nucifera (sacred lotus) is the source of this 2044-nucleotide messenger RNA. It is a transcript of the gene SMU1, whose product is annotated as transducin family protein / WD-40 repeat family protein. NCBI's taxonomy places the organism in Eukaryota, Viridiplantae, Streptophyta, Magnoliopsida, Proteales, Nelumbonaceae. Gene Ontology annotation, molecular function: protein binding. Gene Ontology annotation, biological process: mRNA splicing, via spliceosome. The record is from RefSeq and is a predicted model, not a curated record.